Messenger RNA from Drosophila eugracilis, 1581 nucleotides. Its product is annotated as lysM and putative peptidoglycan-binding domain-containing protein 3. Lineage: Eukaryota; Metazoa; Arthropoda; Insecta; Diptera; Drosophilidae. The coding region runs from base 181 to 999 and encodes 272 amino acids. The record is from RefSeq and is a predicted model, not a curated record. The transcript has 3 exons.
GACGGAGCUUUCCCUUUGUUGUUGUUUGUGGGCUGCUGCUAAGAACAAACUUUACACGUAAAUAAAACUAAUUGUCUUAAUUAAUUGGCUUGAGCUAAACAAAGAGGUGCGAUUUAAUCAAAAGCCAGGAAGGUAUUCGAAAUCUAGGCGACGAAACCCUUCUGAGGUAACAAGGCCACAAUGCGACGCAAUGCGCGCCAUCAAAAUCACCACCUGGAGGACGUGGAUCCCGACGAAGUGGAAGAUAUCUUUGCCCGUCCCGCAUACGAUGACGAUGAGUUCGAGGACCUGCUCCCACUGGCCAGAAGGCCAAAUGGACACGCCCGCCUAGGGCGCUACGAGAAUACACUAGAAGUGAAGGUCCAGGAGGGCGACACUCUGCAAGCGCUGGCCCUUCGUUUCCAUUCCUCCGUGGCCGACAUCAAGCGGCUUAAUAAGAUCGAUCGCGAAAACGAGAUACAUGCACAUCGGGUCAUCCGCAUUCCGGUUACCGUGCACAACGUCCUGCUAGGCAACGGAGGCCUUGAUGCUCUGCCUGCCGUCCACCAGAGCGGGAACAAUAGUCCCAGGCACAACCUUGAACGAGAACCAGCCCCCGAACGCAAUCCUCUUGAAGAUGCGCGUCAGAUGCUGGACGAGCGGCUCCUGGUGGCUUCCGUAAACGCUUCCGGAGCCAUAGAUCCCGACCAGCCAUCCACAAGCAGAGCGGCAAGACAGUUCUACGAGGGAGCCCAGGGUGCGCCCAAUGAUGAAGCCAAUAUGGAGCAACCCUUCGAGGAAAACGCUGCUCUGCUUAACCACAUGAUGGUGGACAGACAUGCUCCGCUGGUGCGUCCCAUCCCUGGUCCCUCUUUGAGUGCCAUAGACUGGUCUGGAUCGGAUUGCGAUUUGUCCUGGAUCUGCCUGCUGAUCUUUAUACUCGCCUUGUGUGUCGUCAUACCGCUGGUCUACGUCAUCUACCUGGCGGAGCAUCCGCAUCACAAUCACAGCGCCCAGUAGUUGGGCUUAUGCCUCACAAGAAGGGAUCAUCAUUCCAAAUGUACAAGAAACUUAUCACCUGUCACUCUUUCACUCUCCUCAAAUCAGCCUGACGCAUUCAAAAUGCAGACCCAGGCGACGGAAUUUAUUUUUUAUACCUAAACAAAUAUCUUUUUAUUGACUGUUGUCAAGAAAAAUAAGAAUUUUGUAUACUAUACUUCUUCUUUAAAUACCUAUUUUGGUGCUUCGAAGUUGCGUAGAAAUAAUUAUACUAUGCUAAACAUCACUCCUGUCAGCCAAACAUAAUUGCACGACCCCUAGAUCCGACUGUAUUGUGAAUAUUCGUAACCCCCGCAAGUUUUAAUUCUCUAAAUGUAUGUUUUAUUGAGUACAAUUAUGUAACAUUUAAACUAGUACGGGUGACGUAUGGGUAUUAUUAUUCAGCUGAAAUUGGGAAUAGUUUCGCUUACGCCUAAAAAAUACAUAAAGCAUAUCUUAGAGCUAAAUAAAUAGUAUCCAUGGAUAGAAGAAUUAUGUAAUAGUAAAUACGAACUAAAAUUAACGAUGGCACACAUUGAGUGCCAAUUAAAGUUAAGUACAUCA